AGAUCACCUUCUUCAUGCUGCUUUCUGCGGUGUGCGUGAUGCUCAACCUGGCGGGCUCCAUCCUCUCCUGCCAGAACGCCCAGCUCGUCAGCUCCCUAGAAGGCUGCCAGUUGAUCAAGUUCGACAGCGUGGAGGUGUGUGUAUGCUGUGAGCUGCAGCACCACUCGUCCGGAUGCAGCAACCUCGGGGAGACACUGAAGCUGAACCCACUGCAGGAAAACUGUAAUGCUGUGAGGCUGACCUUGAAGGACCUCCUCUUCAGCGUGUGUGCCCUCAAUGUCCUCUCCACCAUCGUGUGUGCGUUGGCCACAGCCAUGUGCUGUAUGCAGAUGGUUUCUGCUGAUGUCCUACAGAUGUUCUUCCCACAGAGGUCUCACUCUGCCAAUGGCGCCUGCAUGACUCCUCACGGGACCAUCCUCCACCAGACCCUGGACUUUGAUGAAUUCAUUGCCCCCCUCCCGCCUCCACCCUACUACCCUCCAGAAUACACCUGUACACCCACAGCGGAGGCCCACAGGGGCCUCCACCUGGACUUCGCUUCCUCUCCAUUCAGUACCCUGUACGAUGUCGCCAUCAACAGCCCUGGCAUGUUGUACCCAGCUGAACUGCCCCCACCAUAUGAGGCCGUGGUGGGUCAGACCCCUGCCAGCCAGGUUGCAAGUGUCGAUCACCAGGUGGCUGACUCCAGUUCUGGGGACCCAAACACUGCUGCGGACUUCAGCACACCAGUGCCCGCCAGCAGCACAAGUCUCCCAACAUCAGAGGGUGCUACCUCACUGGGUCCAAGCCACCCAUCUCCUGAUGGCACUUUAGACACCCCACCACCCCUCCUGCCUGCUCCAGUCUCUCACCACAUGUCUCCAGAGGCAACAAGCUUGAGCACCACACAGGCACAACCAAGCCCAGGGCGUGUGGCCCGCUCAGCCAGUGACCCCACCUCCUGCACGUCCAGUAAAGCAGUCUCCUCAUCAUGUCCAACUGUGGCUGCCUGUCAGCACCAGCUCUCAUCCACUGGCGACCCAGAUACCUGGAAAACGGACCAAGGGACCAAGCCAGAGACCUUACAGACCGUCUCUAAAGAGCGGCCGCACUCCUUAGUGGAGAGCAGGGCCUAUGCAGACACCAGGGUUUUGGUGGCUAAGUUCUUGGAACACUCACACUGCAGCCACCCGUCGGAGGUGCGACAUGUGGUGGGCACCAUCCGCUCAGCGGUCACCUCAGAGGAGCCCAGGGCAGAAGAGGCCAUCUUUGGUGCUGGCGUCCUGGACCAGCUAUGAAGCAGCUAUAGGCCUGGAUGUGGACACGGUUGGGCCCAGUACCUGCAAGGUCCAGUCCUGCAGGAUGCCACCAUACUUGAUAG
Messenger RNA from Acomys russatus (golden spiny mouse), 1360 nucleotides. RefSeq names its product endosomal transmembrane epsin interactor 2 (gene Entrep2). The record is from RefSeq and is a predicted model, not a curated record. The transcript is spliced from 8 exons. NCBI's taxonomy places the organism in Eukaryota, Metazoa, Chordata, Mammalia, Rodentia, Muridae. The coding region runs from base 15 to 1277 and encodes 420 amino acids.